AUGCAUGGAGAUGAUGUGCGCGAUGUCGGGGAGCCCUUCGCAGCACCGGACGCGGACGUUAUCCUGCGCUCGUUUGACAACGUGGACUUCCGCUCUUAUCGCGUCGUUCCCAAGUUGGCGUCGCCCGUCUUCGAAACGAUGUUCGCCUUGCCCAGUCCACCGAAGGGAUCCACCGAGAGCGACGAACAGAAGGAUGGGUUGCCUGUUGUCUGCAUGGUAGAGGACAAGCAGUCUCUCCAAUUGCUGCUAUCGUUCUGCCAUCCCAAUGCAGAACUGGGACUCGACACGCUCGACGAUCUCGCGCUAGCCGUGCGCUUGACGGCCAAAUUCGAGCUCUCGAACGCCAAACGGAUCCUGCGGCCAUUGUUGCGCGAACACCUACAUUCAGAUCCCGAACGCGUUUACGCCCUGGCGUGGGUCAUGCAAUCCCGAGACCUGGUUCUGAGCGCAGCCCUGGAGUCCCUAUCAUCGCCGCUCAUUCUUCCCGAUCAUGCUGACACGAACAUCCCCGAGUUUCGCGACAUCUCGGCGCAUGCUCUGCGGCAGCUGAUCAACUUUCAAUCGCGUUGCAUCCACUCUGCGUCCCGCAUCGGAGACGAUUUCCAAUGGCUCAAGGCGGAGGACAUCCCGCGUAGGGCGAGGGGAAAGAGCGUGGACAGUGGUGGGCUCUGUGGAACGUGCCCGAAUACAAAAGUACAGUUGAAGGAGCCUUCGGAUAGGCUUACCAGGGUCAAAGAUUGGUGGUUACUGCAUGUCAAAUCCCUUGGCAGGCUGUUUGAGGAAGGCAUUGACCUCACGGAGAUCAGUAGGAUUCCUCAUGGGCCUUUGAAGGCGGCCGUCUCCAAAGGCAAUGCAUGCGAUGGCCAAGAUCCAUGCAGAGCCGAUGAGAUUGUGGAGGUUUUGAUCGCUACGGCAUCGCUCGUGGAAGCUCGUGUGAAGGAUAUCAUCAGAGAAGCUGCUAAGAAGUUGGACAUGCCAUUCACUUGA
Molecule: messenger RNA, 987 nt
Organism: Peniophora sp. CBMAI 1063
Lineage: Eukaryota; Fungi; Basidiomycota; Agaricomycetes; Russulales; Peniophoraceae
Source: the annotation of a GenBank genome assembly